AUGGCCCCCUUGCUGCUUCCCCUCCUUCUGACCUCCCUGCUCCCCACCAGCUUCUGUAAUAAAGCCAACAAACACAAGCCAUGGAUCGAAGCAGAAUAUCAGGGCAUUGUCAUGGAGAAUGACAACACGGUCCUACUCAAUCCACCACUCUUUGCCCUCGACAAGGACGCCCCUCUACGUUAUGCUGGUGAAAUCUGUGGGUUUCGACUGCAUGGGGCUGGGGUUCCCUUUGAGGCUGUGAUCCUGGACAAGGCAACCGGAGAGGGGUUGAUCCGAGCCAAGGAACCAGUGGACUGUGAGGCUCAGAAGGAGCACAGCUUUACGAUUCAGGCCUAUGACUGUGGCGAAGGGCCAGAUGGGGCCAAUACCAAGAAAUCACACAAGGCAACUGUACACGUCAGGGUAAAUGAUGUGAAUGAGUUUGCCCCAGUAUUUGUGGAGCGGCUCUACCGGGCAUCAGUGACAGAAGGGAAGUUGUACGACCGCAUUCUAAGAGUGGAGGCCAUUGAUGGUGACUGCUCCCCACAAUACAGCCAGAUCUGCUAUUAUGAGAUCCUCACCCCCAACACUCCUUUCCUCAUUGACAAUGAUGGGAAUAUUGAGAACACAGAAAAACUGCAAUAUAGUGGGGAGCGGCUCUAUAAAUUCACAGUGACAGCAUAUGAUUGUGGGAAGAAGAGGGCAGCUGAUGAUGCUGAGGUAGAGAUCCAGGUGAAACCCACAUGCAAACCGAGCUGGCAAGGCUGGAGCAAAAGGAUUGAAUAUGCACCAGGUGCUGGAAGCCUGGCCUUAUUUCCGGGCAUCCGCCUGGAAACUUGUGAUGAGCCACUGUGGAACAUCCAGGCCACCAUUGAGCUGCAGACCAGUCAUGUGGCCAAGGGCUGUGAUCGGGACAACUAUUCAGAGAGGGCUCUUCGAAAACUCUGUGGUGCUGCCACAGGGGAGGUGGAUCUGCUCCCUAUGCCUGGCCCUAAUGCCAACUGGACAGCGGGGCUCUCCGUACACUACAGUCAGGACAGCAGCCUCAUCUACUGGUUCAACGGGACCCAGGCUGUGCAGGUCCCCCUGGGCAGUGGGGGUGGGGUUGGAUCUGGUUCCCAAGAUGGCCUCAGUGACCAUUUUACUUUAUCCUUCUGGAUGAAACAUGGAGUGACCCCUAGCAAGGGCAAGAAAGAGGAGGAAACCAUCGUGUGCAACACCGUCCAGAAUGAGGAUGGCUUCUCUCACUACUGGCUGACAGUCCAUGGCUGCCGAAUUGCCUUCCUUUACUGGCCUUUGCUGGAGAGUGCCCGUCCAGUCAAGUUCCUCUGGAAACUGGAGCAGGUUUGUGAUGAUGAAUGGCAUCACUAUGCUCUGAACCUUGAGUUUCCCACAGUCACACUCUAUGUGGAUGGCAUUUCCUUUGACCCUGCUCUAAUCCAUGACAAUGGCCUCAUCCACCCACCUCGCCAAGAGCCUGCCCUCAUGAUUGGGGCCUGUUGGACUGAAGAAAAAGGCAAAGAGAAGGAGAAAGGGGGAGGAGACAACAGCACAGAUGUGAACCCAGGAGACCCUCUGCCGAUUCACCACUACUUCCAUGGCUACCUGGCUGGUUUCAGCGUGCGCUCAGGCCGCUUGGAGAGCCGCGAGGUUAUCGAGUGCCUCUAUGCAUGUCGGGAGGGGCUGGACUAUAGGGACUUCGAGAGCCUGGGCAAAGGCAUGAAGGUCCACGUGAAUCCCUCGCAGUCCCUGCUCACCCUGGAGGGAGAUGAUGUGGAGACCUUCAACCAUGCCCUGCAGCAUGUGGCUUACAUGAACACUCUGCGCUUUGCAACACCCGGUGUCCGGCCCCUGCGCCUUGCCACUGCUGUCAAAUGCUUCAGUGAGGAGUCCUGCGUCUCCAUCCCUGAUGUGGAGGGCUAUGUCGUGGUCCUCCAGCCAGAUGCCCCUCAGAUCCUGCUAAGUGGCAUGACUCAUUUAGCCCACCCUGCUGUGGACUUUGAAGGGCCUGAGGGAGUCCCUCUAUUCCCCGAGCUCCAGAUCACCUGCUCCAUCUCCCACCAGGUGGAGGCCAAAAAAGAUGAGAGCUGGCAAGGUACAGUGACAGACACUCGAAUGUCUGAUGAGAUUGUACACAACCUGGAUGGCUGUGAAAUUUCCCUCGUUGGGGAUGACUUGGACCCAGAGAGAGAAAGCCUACUGCUGGAUGCAGCAUCUCUGCAGCAACGAGGACUAGAAAUCAGCAAUACUUCUGCCUACAUCACCAUUUCUGGUGUGCCCAUGAAACUCUGGGAAUUGGGGCUGUGGGUAGGGAGAUUAUAUUUCUACACGUUUCUUUACCUGCCCUAUGAAUAUGCACGGUCAGGAGCUAGAAUUGUGUUCCUGUAUACUAAAUCUAUGGCCCACCUGGUCCUCAUUGGCUGCAUCUACGUGUUUCUGCAAGGGACUGCCUGGGUCACUCAGUUGGUAGCAAACUUGGUGAUUUUGCAAAUAUAUUCCUAUUGGGCUGUACUGAAGUCACUCACGUAUUUUCUCAAGGUGGUCAUGCUUAAGCACUUCAUAGAAUGGCUGGCCUUGGCAGUCAUGAAGGCUAGCAAGUAUUCUGUAUGUAUGUUAUCCCAGGUAUGGCCAGUCUUGACCUUUGCUGAGAUGUGUGUCCGCACAGGCUUGGUGGGCUUGAGUCUGAGCCUACAUGUGUGCUUUGCUGCUAUAAGCUCAAAGGUCUCAGUGAAGGUCCAUGCCCCAUUCUGCUUCUCACUGCCCCUUAGACUCUAUGCCCCCAUGAACUUGGGAAUCAGUUUGAGGCCUUGGGGCAAGAGUCAAGGGAGGGACAGAGAGGAGCUGGAUAGUUCCCAGGGCGAGAAUUUAUGGGAGCAGAGGCCUCAGAUCUCACAAAAUCCCCGGCCCACAAGGAAACACACACCGUCAAGUUUCCGGAGAGAGUCCAUUUCAGUGGUUCCUAGUGCAGCGACUCUCAUCAUUGUGGUGUGUGUGGGGUUCCUGGCACUCAUGGUUGUCCUGGGCCUGGUCCGCAUCCAUUCCCUGCACCAGCGUGUCUCCGGAGUUGGAGGUUCACCAGGGGCUUCAGAGGACCCCAAAGACUCCGAUCUUUUCUGGGAUGAUUCAGCUCUCACCAUCAUUGUUAACCCCAUGGAGUCAUACCAGAGUCGGCAGGCAUGUGUGGCAGGGGCUGCUGGGGGACAGCAGGAAGACGAGGACAGCAGUGAUUCUGAGGCAGCCGACUCUCCCAGCCAUGAAGAUAGGCGCAUCAUUGAGUCGGCCCCACACCGCUACUAAGGCCCUUUCCCCAGAGAGACGGCACCCUGCCCAGGAGAGAAGAGACGAGAGACACCCACCCAGAAAAGAAAGAGCCACCUAGAACAGAAGGACAAUUAAGAGUGAGACCCCCUCCAGGGAAGUCUCUGGAGGGAGCUAUCUUCGGAAUCCUACUCUCCUCCCCACUUUCCACUAGUCUCUGCCCUGUUAACCUUUACUCUGGAGCAUCCCCUCCCACUCCCAAGAAUCCCUUUUCCCUUAUAGGAACCCAGGAUGCUUAUAUCAGGAAAAGGGAAGAAGGGACCCUCUUGGGUUGCUUCCCUUGUCCCCCUUGGCAGCCAAACUACAAGUGUUUCUGUUCCUCCAUUACUGCCAACUGGGCUUAAUAGUCCUUGUGAAAAAUUAUACUUUGGGAAAGGUCAGUCAGUAGCCAUGGGCUUGAGGGAGUGAUGAAAGAAACCCCCUUGUUUCCCCUUCCCUCCUCUCCCUUUGAGCUUUUCUUCCCUCAGUGUGGACACCCCUUCUCUUGGUAUUCUUUCCAUUUUCCCAGUUUACUCUGGGGAGGAGGGUCCCUCUUCCCUAUUUCCUCUCCCCUGUCUCUUUCCAAGGUCCCUCCAUUCUAUCUCUCCCCCAGUCCCCUCCUCUAGUCUUGAGGUUCUCUACAUCCUGGAGAUGGGUCAGGGGAUGGUAGAAGAGGUGCCCUGGGUGUCUUAUAUAUAAUGUAUAUUUUUUCAAUGUUAUACUGAACACAGCCCCCGUGUUUCUGUGAGCAGCUCACAACUCUGUGUCACUUGUCAUCAUGUGCCCGCUCACAGCCAUCGUGUCUGGGAUAAGGGUGGGCUAGGGGAACGGUGGGGCACCUCCUGGGGUUUUCAAAUAAAACAACUCCGAAAAAAAAUCCC
Messenger RNA from Gracilinanus agilis (Agile Gracile Mouse Opossum), 4157 nucleotides. RefSeq names its product calsyntenin 3 (gene CLSTN3). NCBI's taxonomy places the organism in Eukaryota, Metazoa, Chordata, Mammalia, Didelphimorphia, Didelphidae. The transcript is spliced from 17 exons. Bases 1 to 3276 code for a protein of 1091 amino acids. Gene Ontology annotation, molecular function: X11-like protein binding; calcium ion binding; kinesin binding. The record is from RefSeq and is a predicted model, not a curated record. Gene Ontology annotation, biological process: positive regulation of synapse assembly; homophilic cell-cell adhesion; positive regulation of synaptic transmission. Gene Ontology annotation, cellular component: cell surface; postsynaptic membrane.